UUGUGCACCACACCCGAUAACACCCCUGUGACUGAUACUGAGAAGAAGCUUGAAUCUUCCACACUGGAUCUGCUAUGGAUAUGCUCUGAUUCCUAGGACCAGCUUGGCUUUACAAACUCUGGAAUUAAUUCAUGGCAUUAAUGGUUGGAUGAAGAGGGACAGUGAAGCCCCUGAUGAUAAUAAAAGGAGCUACAGACUGAUUGCAACACAACAAGUUGCUUCCACAGAGAUUUGUCAGACAUUUCUUACAACCCUGAGUCGGUGAGCACACAGCACCAUGGUUAUUCAUUACCAGGACCAGCAUUAUGACCGGCUUAAAAACCUGUGUUGUCGCCAAAGCUGUGUUUUUGAGGAUCCCAACUUUCCAGCAAAUGACCAGUCCCUGUAUUACAGCCAGAGUCCCCCCAGGGUGGUGGAGUGGAAGCGACCUCAGGAUCUGGUGAGAGCACCCAGCCUGUUUUCCGCCAGCGGCAUCAGUCCAAAUGACCUGCAGCAAGGCAGUCUGGGUAAUUGCUGGUUUGUGGCAGCAGCAUCUUGUUUAGCCAAAGACCCUUCGAUAUGGAAGAAGGUCAUACCUUCCCCCAAGGAGCAGGAAUGGCCCAGCCCUGGAGGUGCCCCUCACUGCGGGAUCUUCAGGUUCCGAUUCUGGCGUUUCGGACGUUGGGUAGAAGUCGUGAUCGAUGACCGAUUGCCGACAUCUGGCGGAGAGUUAAUUUUUUGCAGACCUGGUCGCAAGUCUGAUGCAUUCUGGUGUUCACUGCUUGAGAAAGCUUAUGCCAAACUGAUUGGAAGUUAUGAAGCUCUGGACGGAGGGAGCACAGCCGAAGCUCUGAUUGAUUUCACUGGAGGUGUUUCUGAGCCCAUGGACAUCUUGGAGGAAAAAUUCAGAUCAGAUGAGGCAAAGAAGAAGCUAUUUAAGGCUCUGAUGAAGGCCCAUUCCAGAGCAUCACUCAUAUGCAGCUCUAUUAGGCCGUCAGCAAAUCAGUCUAUGGAGGAGGUCCUCUCUAGCGGCCUGGUCACAGGCCAUGCCUACAGUGUUACCGCAGUCCGAAGCAUCGCCCUUCACUCGGGGCUCUUGUCCCUUUUUCGGACCCACAAACUGCGCCUCGUCCGCCUGCGCAAUCCUUGGGGAAGCGGAGAAUGGAAUGGGGCCUGGAGCGAUGGAUCAGAAGAAUGGAAGAAAGUGAGCCAAAGGGAGAGAAAGAAAAUGGGGGUCACGGUAGAUGACGACGGAGAAUUUUGGAUGAGCUGGGAGGAUUUCUGCACACACUUCACUGAUCUCACGCUGUGUCGGAGGGUGAACACCCACUUCCUGAGCACACACAAGACGUGGAACGAGGAGUCCGUCUUCUCUGCCUGGAAGCAAAAUCCUGAUCCUUUGAAGGACCGGAGUGGUGGCUGUCCCAACAACAAGGCCACCUACCUACACAACCCUCAGUUCUCCUUUGAUGUGACCUUAGACCAUGACUCUGUCCUCAUCUCAUUGGAGCAGGAAGAUCACAGGACUCAGCGCAGCACCGGGGGAGGGGACAACCUGCCCAUUGGGUUCUUUGUCUUCAAGGUUGAAGUGAACCGCAAAUAUCGCCUACACUGUACUGCUAGCAAAGCCUCCUCUUCUUCUUAUAUUAACUCCCGAAGCGUCCUACUCCAUACAGAACUACAGAAAGGGCGUUACGUCAUCUUACCCACAACUUUCCACUCCAGACAGACCGGCGCCUUCCUUCUCCGAGUUUACACAGACCGGGCCAGCCAUCUCCGAGAACUGAAUAAAGAUGUUCCCGCUCCCUCCUGCCUGUUUUUCAUUGGCUCUGCGCGGGUGGUCACCUCCAUUACCGUGCACGCAGCGUCUGGGCUGUCAGUACCUGGAAGUAGCAGUGAUCCUUCUGUCUAUGUGACAAUUCACUGUGAGGGUCAGAAGGUAAGAUCACAGACGGUGAAAGGACGGAACCCGGAGUUUGACUUGAAAGCCAUAUUUUACCGCAAGCAAGAGAAAAAGAUGAUUGUUGUACAGGUAUGGCAGUCACGAUGGGCGAGGGACACCUUAUUGGGCAGCGUGUCGGUUCCGUGUCCUGUCGGAGAGUCGAACCAGACCUCGGUGCUGAGACUGCAGAGGAAAGACGUUGGGUCGGCUGGAUACAUCAUGGUGGAGAAAUCAAGCAGCUCAGACCUGACUGCACUGUGACUUCUUCCUGCCUGCCGUCUGUCAGUUUCAUUUGUGGUUGUCACCUCCUCCUCUCUUUAUACAUCUCCCCCUCUUUCCUGUCCCACAUCACCUCCACGCCGCACAUUCUGUACACUUCACAGAAGCUUCACCAUGGGGAGAAUGCUGGUUAUAGUCACUCUUUUCCUUGGAGGAGUUUGUCCAGGUAUGGACCAUGUGAUGGGUGGCGUGGGCAGGGGGGACAAUGGCAGACCUGUAGCAACAGUGCAGGCUAGAGUGAUGUUUCUUAAAGUCUAUCUAAAACGGAAAAAAAACGUUUGAUUUGUUUAGAGUGGGUUGUAAACUCGGCCAGUUUAUUUUUUGCUGUCUGUGCCCCUCCUGGGAAGAUUAACCUUCUCUAUUGGUCACCAUGAUGGGAAAUCCAAUGCUUGUUUGGAUAAUAACUGUGUAGGACCUUGGUACCCAACGUGCCACCCAGGGGCCACAUGCAGCUCUUUAGCACUUAUUGUGUGGCCCUCGGGUUGCAGAGGGGCCAUUCGGUAAGUGCCAAGUGGCCACACCAAAUCACAAAUCUCUGAAGGAAAGGUAUUCUUUAGACAUCCUUCUAGUGGACACAUGGUCUUGUUUUAUUUCUAUUGUACUAUUUUACUUUUUUCUAUUUUCUUCUUCUUUGCAUCUGAUCUGUUAUAAUGGAUCUUCCCAAAACAUACGUCAGUACAAGUCAUUUUUAAAGCGGUGGUUCACCCUGCUGAACAACAUUUCA
Rana temporaria (common frog) is the source of this 2924-nucleotide messenger RNA. RefSeq names its product calpain-5-like. Gene Ontology annotation, biological process: proteolysis. Gene Ontology annotation, molecular function: calcium-dependent cysteine-type endopeptidase activity. Bases 278 to 2182 code for a protein of 634 amino acids. The record is from RefSeq and is a predicted model, not a curated record. NCBI's taxonomy places the organism in Eukaryota, Metazoa, Chordata, Amphibia, Anura, Ranidae. The transcript has 12 exons. Gene Ontology annotation, cellular component: cytoplasm.